AUGAGUCUUGGAAAUCAAAAACAGCUUGUAUCUAGGAAAGGAGUUAGCUUUUGGGACAAUCUAAUCAAUUAUUACGAUAUCCUCUUGACUGUGAUCAUUUGUCUACUUUUAGUGAAGCAUAUUCCACUGAUCAAGCCAUACCUGAAACAAGUGCAAAAUCUCAACAACAAAGCCAUCAAUGAAGCACUUAACCAGCUCCUCAUCGAUGAGGAGGAUCAUGCUGGCUUGCGAGCAUCGAUCGAUUCACAUGAUAACUUCGAUAACAUUGCUUUGGCUCAACAGUUGGAGAAUCAUCCGCUUGUUGAGUUUCGACGAAUCUCCGCUUAUCUGUUCAAGGGUAACAACCGAUGGAAGCAAUCUAUCGAGUUGUGCAAGAAGGAUAAGCUUUAUAAGGAUGCCAUGGAAUAUGCCGCUGAGUCGAGAAGUAGUGAAUUGGCGGAGGAGCUGAUUGCAUUCUUCCUUGAGGAGCGCUUAUAUGAAUGCUUUGCUGCUGCCCUGUACCAUUGCUAUGAUCUUCUUCACCCCCAUGUUAUCCUCGAAUUGGCCUGGAAGAAUAAGAUCACCGACUAUGCUAUGCCCUACAUGGUCCAAGUGUUCCGAGACUUCCAGAUCCGCGUAAGUUAUUUUCGGUUGGCUCCCUUUGUGGUCACUACCCUAAUUCUUCAGUUGGAACGCCUUGAACGUGCCGAAGCCGAGAGGAAAGACGAGCAACGGGAACAACAACAACAGAAUGGAAUGACCAGUUAG
Messenger RNA from Cylicostephanus goldi, 747 nucleotides. NCBI's taxonomy places the organism in Eukaryota, Metazoa, Nematoda, Chromadorea, Rhabditida, Strongylidae. The record is from the annotation of a GenBank genome assembly.